AUGACAGCCGGAGGCUGUUUGGAUAUCCAAACAAUGUUGUUCGGUCGUAAAUCAUCGAGCAAGUUACAGCCAGUAAAAAGCCAAGCAUCACCUAAAGUUAGCAAGAUUAACAAGAAGGAUGACAAAUCUUCUUCUUCACCUAAAGUUUCAUCUUCACCAAAACCUUCUUCACCUAUACCGAUUAGAUCAUCUAAGACAAUACUAUCCGGGAGCCAACUAUCAUCAUCAUCGAGACGUGUUUCUUCGCCUAUGGGCAUCCUCAAGAAUGUCUCUAUUAGAGAAGCUAAGAGCCCAAAGACAACCAGCUCGCCUAAAUGGACAGGAAACUUUAUUCUUAUGGUCGAGCUUCGCAGGAAGAUCGUUACCUUUAGAGACAUCAUUGACCUUCCUCCUCUCGAGGGUUCUCCUUCAAUAACCGAUAUGGUUAUGCAUACAAUGAAAGAUCUUCAAAAUCUUUGUCCUGAGAUUAUCCACAGCUCACAUAUCUCGGAAAUUAGACGUGCAAAUGUCGAUAAGGUUCUUGACCAUUUCUUCAAUGCUUUGAAAUCCAUUGGAGACUCAUGGAUCGAUAACCCGGACUGGAUAGCUAAAUCCAAGUAUUGGAGUAGCAGCGUUGGGAAGAAUCAGUCUGAUCGACUAGUGGAAAAGGUGUUAGCAGCAUUAGAUGGACUAAUCAAGAUGUCUAAAGAGAGGUUUGAUAUGAUGGAGAUUGAUGAAGUAGAAGAUAAGAAAGAGUUGGUUAGUCCAAGGACUGCUAAAACAUCGAGCAGUCGAGUUUUAUCUCCAUCUGAUUCAUUCUCCGACAGCAGAAGCUCGUUUUGCGGCUCACCAAUCACGCCAAGGUCGGUUCUUCCAGAACCAAUGAUGAUGGGUUCGCCGAGUAAACUUGGAGACUUUGCAAACUCUGCAUCACAUCUUCUGUGGAAUAUGAGAGUUCAGGCACUUGAGAAGCUUAGUCCUAUCGAUGUUAAGCGACUCGCUAUUCACAUUUUGUCACAAAAAGAAGCUCAGGAACCUAACCAAAGCAAUGGAGAAGAAGUGAUUAAUGUUGUUGAAGAGAACAAGCCGAAGAUGAAUGAUGUAGAGAGCAUUGAUGUGAAGAUGGAGACAGAAGAAUCUGUUGUUCUUGAUGAGCAAGAAGAUACAAUCAUGAAAGUAUCUCCAUUGGAUUCAACAUCUGAAUCCAAACUCAAUGCUUCAGUACAAUCUGAACUUGCACCAGCAUCUUUGUCACCACCACCUCCUCCUCCUCCUCCUCCUCCUCCUCCUCCUCCUCUAUGCACUACAAAAUCAUUAUCCUUAGCUUCUCAACCGCCGCCACCUCCUCCUCCUCCGUCACCACCGCUGAUUGCAAAGGCUAAUGUGGUAACCUUAUCAUCAAUCCCACCUCCUCCGCCACUGCCACCAUCUCCACCUUCCAUUAUGCCUUUACAAGAUACUAUUCCACCACCACCGCCUCCUCCUCCUCCAGGAGCUGUGGCGGCCCCACAACCACCGCCUUCACUUCCAAGAACUGCAGUGGCGCCACCACCACCUCCCCCACCUCCAGGGACUGCAGCUGCACCACCACCACCUCCUCCUCCACCGAUGCAAAACAGAGCACCACCAGCACCACCAAUGCCUAUGUCAGGCGGUCGACCACCGCCUCCCCCACCACCUCCUAUGCCUCAAGCUAAUGGAGCAGCACCACCUCCACCACCCCCUCCUAUGGCAAAGGGAGCAGCACCACCUCCGCCACCACCUCCUAUGGCCAAUGGAGCAGGACCGCCUCCUCCACCACCUCGAAUGGGAGCAGCUGGUCCACCGCCACCACCAGGAGCAGCUGGUCCACCGCCACCUCCAGGAGCAGCAAGAAGCUUGCGGCCCAAGAAAGCAGCUACGAAACUGAAAAGGUCCACCCAGUUAGGGAACCUAUACAGAAUCCUUAAAGGGAAAGUAGAAGGUCGUGAUCCCGAGGCGAAGAAAGGCGGCGGAGGAGGAAGAAAAGCCGGAGUCGGAAGCGCACCAGCCGGUGGAAAGCAAGGAAUGGCUGACGCUCUUGCUGAAAUCACAAAGAAGUCUGCAUAUUUUCAGCAGAUUCAAGAAGAUGUUGCUAAAUACAUGAAAUCAAUCAAUGAGCUGAAGGUUGAGAUCACUAAGUUCCAGACUAAAGACAUGACUGAGCUUCUUAGCUUCCACCGCCGUGUCGAAUCCGUUCUUGAAAAACUAACUGAUGAGACACAGGUUCUUGCGCGAUGCGAAGGGUUUCCUCAGAAGAAACUGGAAGCAAUAAGAAUGGCUGCUGCAUUGUACACUAAGCUGCACGGUGUGAUCAGCGAGUUACAGAACUGGAAGAUAGAACCUCCUUUGGUUCAGCUUCUUGAUAAAGUAGAACGUUACUUCACAAAGAUAAAAGGAGACAUCGACACGCUGGACCGAACCAAAGAUGAAGAAGCUAAGAAAUUCCAGAGCCACAAUAUCCACUUUGACUUCAAUAUACUUAUUCAGAUCAAAGAGACAAUGGUUGAUAUCUCAUCAAGCUGCAUGGAACUCGCAUUGAAGGAAAAGAGAGAUGAAAAGCUUGUGUCACCUGAUGCAAAGCCGAGUUUGAAGAAGACAGUAGGAUGCGCUAAAAUGCUGUGGAGGUCCUUUCAGUUUGCAUUCAAAGUCUACACAUUUGCUGGAGGACACGACGAUAGAGCUGAUUCUUUAACCAGAGAGUUGGCUCAUGAGAUCCAAACUGAUACUCAGAACCCAUGAUGAUUCCAUCGUUAAAAAUCAUCACAGGUUCCCAACUACUACUCCUUUUUGCCUUUUUAAACACCUAAAAAUUCCAAAAUGUUUGAUAUGGAAUGAUAAAAAAAAAGUAUAUGUAUAAGAUUUAACCUAUUGUUUUGGCUUUUGAGUUUGUAAAUUUGAAGCCCAC
Eruca vesicaria subsp. sativa (arugula) is the source of this 2905-nucleotide messenger RNA. The record is from the annotation of a GenBank genome assembly. NCBI's taxonomy places the organism in Eukaryota, Viridiplantae, Streptophyta, Magnoliopsida, Brassicales, Brassicaceae.